UCCAAGUUCUGUCAUUAGCUGCAGUUCGUCAGCUACGUCGGAAAAAAAAUCGCGUCUGGAAGUAAUUGUACGGUGUUGUCCGCGUUCGUUUUAUCUAAUCGUGAUUAAGUUGUUGUUCUGAUUCUUGUGUGCUUGUGUAUACGUACUAAGAUAUAAAUCUAGCAAUGGCUUAUCAGGGAGGAUUUCCGCAACAGCAGUACGGAGGCUAUGGACAACACCCGCCGCCAGCCGCUGGUUACGCAGGCGGCUACGGUGGAUACGCACCGCCACCCCAGCAACCGCCCGUCAAUCCGGAAAUUCAGAACAUCUUCCGAAACAUUGAUAAAGACAACACGGGGCGUAUUAACAACCGGGAACUGCAGCAGGCUCUGAUUAAUGGACGGGGCGAUCACUUUUCGGAUACCGCCUGUAACCUGAUGAUCAGCAUGUUCGAUCGGAACAAGACCGGCACGGUAGACAUUUACGACUUUGAGAAGCUAUACAACUACAUCAACCAGUGGCUGCAGGUGUUUAAAAAUUUUGACCGCGACGCAUCCGGACACAUCGAGGAAAAUGAACUAACCCAAGCGUUGACGCAGAUGGGCUUUCGCUUUUCGCCACAGUUCAUACAGUACCUGAUCGCGAAGAACGAUCCAGUCAAUAGGAAGGAAAUCUCGGUGGACCAAUUCAUCGUGACGUGCAUUCAGAUUCAGCGCUUUACCGAUGCAUUCCGCGUGCGCGAUACCGAACAGAAGGGCAUCAUCACGAUUGGUUUCGAGGACUUUCUAGGCAUUGCAUUGUCGAUGUGUUCCUAAAAUUGUGCGAGCGGGGACAGUUCAGGCCGAAGGAUCUUCGAACCCGAUUCGACGCUCUAACCUAACCGCUAUCGUUUAAACACACAACACGGACACACAAAUACACAUACACACACACACAGAUACGCUACACACGCAGAAAAGGUAAAGUAAUGCACGGUGAAAAAAAGAAACAACUGUUAAAGUAUUCUACUAAACGGACAAAAGAUGGAAAACUAUGGCAGGGCGUGUGAUGUGGAUGGUACCGGGAUGAAUGUUGUCGAUGAGCCUUAUUCAGUUGAAUGAAAUACGCUUUUGUGAGAUUGAAUCAAAAUAACCCACUCAGAAAGGAAACAAAACAAACAAACAAAAAAAACCAUUGCUAUAUUAAUGAUCACUUGGUAGCGGAUGCAAACGGUAGACCUAGCCGCGGAACCAGCAACUACUACGAUUUGCGUACCGUAAAGAACAAGAAACAAUCAGUGCAACAAGAUGCCCAAACAUGUAAACCGUUAACAUCAUAACUUAUUCCAUGCCGAAACACCAAUAUUCAUCUUAUCGUACAUUGAUUAAACGAGGGAAAGGGUAAUAGUAUAGCAGACCUACUACAACCACAAACACAGUACCACACUAUCCGGAGUACCGACCGAUUAAACAACCAUAUGCGUCAUAAUUUAUCUAGUUUAAAAGGCACGCUAUCAACGAGAUGAUGAGAGUGAGGAGCAGAUCUUACGCUAGAAUGAAAAGAAGAAAAGGGAGGAAGGUGGAAGAUAGGAGGGGGGGGGGGGCGAUGAAGGGAUGCAGCACAUAUAAACACAUACAUCUUGGGAAGCGCACGGUUUCCGUUCGCUCCGUUCGCUGCUGGAGCUAGUUAUAUCUUUUGAGUUGAUUGGCAAUGGUUUCUGCGCAUUGGAGAGCUAUCGUCGUCUUAUUAUGUGUGGUAUAAGUUUUUCGCAAACCGCCGCCAGUAUGCGUAUGGGAAGCUCUAGCGCGCGUUAGUGACUUCGUCGGUGGUGCCGGCGGCGAUGGUAACAAACGACGAAGAAUUUAUUGUAUUUUAAUCUAUCGGUAAUAAAUGUACUAUUAUCUA
This is a messenger RNA of Anopheles funestus (African malaria mosquito), 1863 nucleotides long. RefSeq names its product peflin (gene Pef). Lineage: Eukaryota; Metazoa; Arthropoda; Insecta; Diptera; Culicidae. Bases 165 to 794 code for a protein of 209 amino acids. The record is from RefSeq and is a predicted model, not a curated record. Gene Ontology annotation, molecular function: calcium ion binding. Gene Ontology annotation, biological process: COPII vesicle coat assembly. The transcript has 3 exons.